AGAAUCUCAGAAACUCCUGUGAACACAACUCCUCCCUCCACAUCCAACACCAUGACCAACUCCUGCUGCUCCCCUUGCUGCCAGCCCACCUGCUGCAGGACCACCUGCUGCAGGACCACCUGCUGGAGACCAAGCUGUGUGACCAGCUGUUGCCAGCCCUGCUGCCAGCCCAGCUGCUGUGGCUCCAGCUGCUGCCAGCCUUGCUGUCAAACCACCUGCUGCAGGACCUGCUUCCAGCCAUGCUGUGUGAGCAGCUGCUGCCGCACACCCUGCUGCCAGCCCUGCUGCUGUGUGUCCAGCUGCUGCCAGCCCUGCUGCCAGCCCAGCUGCUGUCAGUCCAGCUGCUGCCAGCCUAGGUGCUGUGAGUCCAGCUGCUGCCAGCCCAGGUGCUGUAUCUCCAGCUGCUGCCAGCCCUGCUGCAGGCCUAGCUGCUGUCAGUCUAGCUGCUGCAGGCCCUGCUGCCAGCCCUUCUGCCUCAACCUGUGCUGCCAGCCAGCCUGCUCUGGACCUGUGACCUGCACCAGGACUUGCUACCAGCCAACAUGUGUUUGUGUGCCUGGUUGCCUGUCCCAAGGCUGUGGGUCCAGCUGUUGUGAGCCCUGUGGCUGUUGA
Messenger RNA from Mus musculus (house mouse), 612 nucleotides. RefSeq names its product keratin associated protein 9-1 (gene Krtap9-1). The record is from RefSeq and is marked validated. The transcript has a single exon. Gene Ontology annotation, cellular component: cytosol; keratin filament. The coding region runs from base 52 to 612 and encodes 186 amino acids. Lineage: Eukaryota; Metazoa; Chordata; Mammalia; Rodentia; Muridae.